Messenger RNA from Uranotaenia lowii, 597 nucleotides. RefSeq names its product uridine diphosphate glucose pyrophosphatase NUDT14-like. The transcript has a single exon. Bases 82 to 471 code for a protein of 129 amino acids. NCBI's taxonomy places the organism in Eukaryota, Metazoa, Arthropoda, Insecta, Diptera, Culicidae. The record is from RefSeq and is a predicted model, not a curated record. Gene Ontology annotation, biological process: nucleoside phosphate metabolic process; ribose phosphate metabolic process. Gene Ontology annotation, molecular function: UDP-sugar diphosphatase activity.
UCUAAGCCUUCUAAUGUCCUUGAAGCUGUGUAUCACGGGCUUGUCAGCGUGGAGGCUGGAUCCGAAGGAAAACCCAUCGAUAUGAACAAGUUUCCUCCGAGCCUGGCCGUUACACUGGAACUUUGUGCAGGAAUUAUUGACAAGCCCAUUCCGGUGGCUGAAAUUGCCCGAGAGGAGGUCCUGGAGGAAUGUGGCUACAAUGUACCAGUCGCACGGCUAGAAGAGAUUAUGAGCUACCGUUCGGGAGUGGGAACUUCGGGAGCCCUACAGACCCUGUUCUACGUGGAAGUUACCGAUGCGGAUAAAAUUCCGACUGGAGGUGGUGGCGUUGACGAUGAGAUUAUCGAGGUCGUCGAAUACAGCAUAGAGGAGGCCCGGAAGCUUACCGAGAAAGGAGUAGUUCUGACGAGCCCGCCGUCUUUUUUGUUCGGUGUACUUUGGUUUUUGACCAAUCGAGCACCCAAGGCUUAGGUGAGAAAUUUAAGGUACGUAGUUGUGUUUACUGUAUGUAUAUAGAGGCCUUGAAGGUUCAUAGCAGUCCUUCGAUAUUCUGGAUGUGAUUAUCAUGGAAAUACAACCAAAACGACGGAAUGUUUA